This is a messenger RNA of Vombatus ursinus (common wombat), 1367 nucleotides long. RefSeq names its product calcyphosine (gene CAPS). Gene Ontology annotation, cellular component: vesicle. The transcript is spliced from 5 exons. NCBI's taxonomy places the organism in Eukaryota, Metazoa, Chordata, Mammalia, Diprotodontia, Vombatidae. Bases 159 to 725 code for a protein of 188 amino acids. Gene Ontology annotation, molecular function: calcium ion binding. The record is from RefSeq and is a predicted model, not a curated record.
AUUCAAAGCAGUACAGCUUUGGGCUCUUGGGUUACAAAGAGGUAGGCCCAGAAAGCUUGGGCCUCUGUACUUUGUAGAGCAAGGGAGGAACCAGAAGGCCUACCGGCCAUCUGACUCCUGGGACUACGGGGGUCAGUCUUUCUUGCAGUUCACUCACAAUGGAGGCCACCAAUGCCAUUGAGAAACUUCGAGCAAAAUGCCUGGAACGUGGGGCAUCUGGUAUCAAAGGCCUGGCCAGGUUUUUUCGCCGACUGGACACCAACAGGAGCCGGGCCUUAGAUGCAGAUGAGCUGCAUCGGGGGCUGCAGGAGAUGGGGCUGGCACUGGAGGCUGGUGAGGCUGAGCAUAUUUGCAGGCACUGGGACCGUGAUGGCAAUGGGACCUUAGACCUGGAGGAGUUUCUUCAUGCCCUACGGCCACCCAUGUCUCAGGCCCGGAAGGAUGUCAUCGAGGCUGCCUUUGCCAAGUUAGACAGAAGUGGAGAUGGCGUGGUGACUGUGGAUGACCUUCGGGGCAUUUACAGUGGCCGGAAACACCCCAAAUUUCAGAGGGGCGAGUGGACUGAGGAUGACGUGUUCCAGCACUUUCUGGACAACUUUGAUGUUGGUGACAAGGAUGGGCAGGUCACUGCGGCAGAGUUCCUGGAUUAUUACAGUGGCAUCAGUGCUUCUGUGGACACAGAUGAAGAGUUUGUGGCCAUGAUGACCAGUGCCUGGCAACUGUGACCAAUGCUUCCCAGACCCAAAGGAAGGAACCAGAGGCCCAGCCCUAGACUAGGGUAGAGCCAUCCUCCCCUGCCCUCCCCGAUCCCAGUGGGUCAGUUCAUUUUUCUCUGCAUCAGCUUAACCACCUCCACACCCAGCCAACUCCUUGAGAUGAUAAUUGGAAAAAUUUCAGUACCACUGAAUUUGGAGUCAGAGGAAACAGAUGAAAACCCUGACUCUACCUCUUUUUGACCCAUUCAAUUGUGUUGGUAAAGUCCUUUCCCUUCUCUGGGCUUCAGUUUCCUCGAGACCUUUGGUACAGAAGGGAACUCAAGAGAUCACCCAGUCCAGUCCCUUCCACGGAUGAAGUGAUUGACCUGGGGUUGCCAUUCAGUCCUACACCACACAGACCUAUUUGGCUUAUCUCCAAGGCCCCUUCCUCCCCUAAAAUCCAGUUCUCCUAAGGCUAUCCAGACCCAGUACUCAUCACUGGCCCUCCCAUCCCUGCCCUCAUCUCACAAGGCUGUUAGCUCAGGCUGUGGCCCUCCAGUCAGCUUGGUUUGUUUGCCCUGGGAAACUCUACCCCUCCCCCUCUCCUCCAAAUCUGCCCCCCUGUACCUGUGCUUUUCAAAUGAAAUAAAUCCAUGCUUCCUGGCCUCGCAA